AUGAAAUUAGUGGUGCCAAGAAUAGACAACUCUCAGCUACACAAUUUGCUCAAGAGAUCAAAGAAUUGUGUCGAUCAUCAAAACAAGGAUCGAGAAACUAUAUCAACUCAUACGUAUCGAAACAAUGUCACUGAACCUAACAAGAUAAAAGAAGUCAUCCCUCAAGUCUACAUUGAAUGUGUGUCAUCUCUUCCACAAGAGUCCAGAAAUUUUACGACCUACACAUGGAGAUACAGUGAUUGCUCACUCAUGAAAAAACCUUUAAACGAAUUUCCAAACAUGAAAACAAUAUUAAUGAAUCAAAAUUAUAGAUCUACAAAGAAUAAUUUGAAAUUGAGCGAUGAAAUCAUUGCACAAAAUACAGACCGAAUAAGAGAAGAGAAUUUAUUCACAUUUAACAUUACAGGAAUACCCAUCUCUAUACGAUUGCAAUCCUUCGAGAAUGAUUUUGCUGUGAAUGGCAUUAAAUAUCGAGUAUUGGGAUGCUUUAAAUUCUAUGAUCGUAUGGAAGUGAAAGAUAUCAUCUCCUAUGCAAGAAUUGUUGAUAAUGUUAAUGAUGAUAUGGCUUUUGAGAGAUGCAUUAACAUUCCAAAGAGAUGUAUAGGAGAAGGUUCUCUUGCUUCAUUGAAAAAGGCUGCAAAAGAAAAGAACCUUUCUUGCUAUGAAACGAUUCGUCUUGUAUGCAAAGAAAAACAGAAAAUUUCUGGAGUGCAAGCUAAAAAAGGAUUUAAACAAUUCAUUGAUUGA
Molecule: messenger RNA, 747 nt
Organism: Naegleria fowleri
Lineage: Eukaryota; Heterolobosea; Eutetramitea; Acrasida; Naegleriidae
Exons: 2
Coding region: 1-747 (248 amino acids)
Biological process (GO): recombinational repair
Cellular component (GO): cytosol; DNA helicase complex
Molecular function (GO): hydrolase activity; ATP binding; 3'-5' DNA helicase activity
Source: RefSeq, a predicted model, not a curated record